This is a messenger RNA of Striga hermonthica, 1182 nucleotides long. Lineage: Eukaryota; Viridiplantae; Streptophyta; Magnoliopsida; Lamiales; Orobanchaceae. The record is from the annotation of a GenBank genome assembly.
AUGGAAGAUGCCGCAGCGCCUCCGUCCUCGUCGUCGGGUUCGGCCGUGAAGGGGGUGAGGCUGAGGGUGGUGGGAGUGUGCGACAGUAAAUCCAUGGUGGUCAAAACUGAUUUUCUGAUUUCCGAAUUGGAUGAUGAGUUUUUGCUGCGACUUUGCGAAGUCAAGUCCAGUGGAUCUUCCCUUGGGGAGCUUGCUGAUUUUGGUGAGUGUGAAGUUGUUUUGGGUCAUCAAAUCGAGAGGAAAAUCGUGGAUGUUGCUGCCACACUUAGUAAAUCUAGUGGAUUGGUGGUUGUUGACUGCUCAGCCAGCUCUGAAACUAUUUCCUUGUUGAAUCAAGUUGUGAGUUUAUAUUGUUGCGUGGUUCUGGCAAACAAGAAGCCUCUUACUUCUCCACUGGAACAUUAUGACAAGCUGGUCUCACGACAUAGGCGAAUUAGAUACGAGUCAACCGUUGGUGCUGGUCUUCCAGUCAUCUCAACUAUAAAUCGUAUCCUUUCAUCAGGAGACCCGAUCUCCCGCAUUCUGGGAAGUUUGAGUGGUACGCUGGGCUAUGUGAUGAGUGAGGUUGAAAGUGGAAGGCCCUUUAGCCAAGUAGUCAAUGCUGCAAAACACCUCGGAUACACUGAACCUGACCCACGGGAUGAUCUCAGUGGGAUGGAUGUAGCUAGAAAGGCACUGAUCCUAGCUCGACUUCUUGGGCACCGCAUCAACUUGGACAGUAUUAAGGUCGAAAGCUUGUUCCCUGUGGACAUGGGACCUGAUGUGAUGCCGCUGGAAGAAUUUUUAGUGAAUGGGCUUCCAUUGAUUGAUAAAGAUAUCCAAAAACGGAUAGAUAAUGCUGGUUCAAAAGGAAAUGUAUUGCGUUAUGUUUGUUUGAUUGAGGAGUCCAGGUGUGAAGUCGGCAUACAAGAAGUCGCAAAGGAUUCUGCCCUCGGUAGAUUGAAGGGGAGUGAUAAUGUGCUAGAGAUAUACAGCCGGUGCUAUAGAGAACAGCCACUGGUGAUUCAAGGUGCUGGGGCAGGCAACGACACUACUGCUGCUGCCCACCCGAAUCCGAAUGUCACCCUACACCCACACCCGGAGAACCACCCACAUCCUACCCCGGCAGAAGCCAUUGACUUAGGCCCAGAGCAACAAAGCCCUGACCGCAGCCUGGCCACGCCGACCAUCCCCCCCGAAUAG